Molecule: messenger RNA, 1887 nt
Organism: Penicillium lagena
Lineage: Eukaryota; Fungi; Ascomycota; Eurotiomycetes; Eurotiales; Aspergillaceae
Exons: 2
Coding region: 1-1887 (628 amino acids)
Biological process (GO): transmembrane transport; oligopeptide transport
Cellular component (GO): membrane
Molecular function (GO): dipeptide transmembrane transporter activity
Source: RefSeq, a predicted model, not a curated record
AUGGCGUCUCCUGUCGUGGACGAGAUUCACGACUCUGACAAUCCCACCACCACCGUCGUGGCCGAUGGUCCCAAGGACGAGAACAAGCCCGAGAAGAGUCUCAUCUCGGCCUCGUACCACCUGGGCAUUGGCGACGAGGAUCCCACCGCCGAAGAGCUUCACGGUCCCAACGCUCUCCGACGUGUCUCCGCGCCCAUCCCCUGGGCCGUCUACACGGUCGCCUUUGUCGAGCUGUGCGAACGCUUUUCCUACUAUGGAACCCAGGUUUUGUACUCCAACUUUGUGAACCACUCCCUGCCGCUGCCCGCUCCCAACGGUCCCCCAGGUUCCAUCCACGACUCUGGAGCUGGUGGUGGAACACCCCAGGGUGUUUCGGGUGCGCUGGGCAAGGGCGUCCAAACCGCCAAUGGAAUCAACACCUUCAACACCUUCUGGUGCUACUGCGUUCCUCUGCUCAGUGCCUACAUUGCCGAUGAGUACUGGGGUCGGUAUAAGACUAUCUGCUGGUCUAUCUUUGCGGCCAUCAUUGGCCACAUCAUUCUGGUUGUGUCGGCCAUCCCGCCCGUCAUCGUGAAUACACCGGCCUGUUUCGGUGUAUUCAUGCUCGGUGUGAUCAUUAUGGGUCUCGGUACGGGUGGUUUCAAGCCCAACAUCUCGGCACUGGUCGUGGAACAAAUUCCCGCCGUCAACCUCAAGGUGCGCACGCUGCCCUCCGGAGAGCGUGUCAUUGUCGACCCUACCAUCACCCAGAGCCGCAUCUACCACUACUUCUACCUGUUCAUCAACGUCGGUGCCCUGGUGGGACAGAUUGGCAUGGCCUACGCCGAGAAGUAUGUCGGUUUCUGGCUGGCCUACCUGCUGCCAACGCUCAUGUUCUGCACUACUCCGUUCGUCAUGUGGUGGGGACGCAAGCGCUAUCGCCAGACUCCUCCGACGGGAUCAGUGGUGUCCAAGGCCGUUCAGGCACUCUUGUUCGCCUUGCGUGGCCGCUGGCACUGGAACCCCGUCACCAUGUGGAAGCGCACUCACGAUGGCACGCUGUGGGAGUCGGUCAAGCCGUCCAACAUUGAGCCCGGUCUGCGACCCAAGUGGAUGACCUUUGACGAUGCCUGGGUGGACGAGGUGCGCCGUGGAUUCGCUGCAUGCGCCGUCUUUUGCUGGUACCCGCUAUACUGGCUGGCAUACGGCCAGCUGACAAACAACUUCACGGCUCAGGCCAGUACCAUGGUGCUACACGGAGUUCCCAACGAUGUGGUCAACAACCUGGAUCCCUUGGCCCUGAUCAUCUUCAUCCCCAUCUGUGACUCUUUCCUCUACCCGGGUCUGCGCAAGAUGGGAUUCCGAUUCACGGCCAUCAAGAAGAUCACCAUGGGCUUCUGGCUGGCGGCCUUGGCCAUGGUCUGGGCGGCCGUGGUGCAGUACUACAUCUACAAGACCUCGCCCUGUGGCCACGAUGCAAACAACUGCUUCACGAAGGACGGCCAGGUGAACCCGGCCCCGAUCAACGUGUGGGCGCAGACAGGUUGCUACGUGCUGAUCGCCUUCUCGGAGAUCUUCGCCUCGAUCACCUCACUCGAGUACGCCUACUCCAAGGCUCCGCGCAAUAUGCGAUCCCUAAUCCAGGCCAUUGCCCUGUUCACCAACGCCAUCUCGGCCGCCAUCGCCGAGGCGCUGAACCCGCUGGCCGCGGACCCGCUGCUGGUCUGGAACUACGGCGUUUUUGCAGUGCUGUCCUUUGUCGGUGGCGUCUUCUUCAUCUUCCAGUUCUGGGGACUGGACAAGGAGGAGGACGAGCUCAACAACCUGCCCGAGGGCCGCGCUUAUGCCGACGAAAAGGGCGUCGAAGGUGUGCUGGUGGCUAGCGAGAUUGGUCCCGUCAAGGGCUAG